Molecule: messenger RNA, 1126 nt
Organism: Mastomys coucha (southern multimammate mouse)
Lineage: Eukaryota; Metazoa; Chordata; Mammalia; Rodentia; Muridae
Product: olfactory receptor 2B11-like
Exons: 1
Coding region: 188-1126 (312 amino acids)
Biological process (GO): G protein-coupled receptor signaling pathway
Cellular component (GO): membrane
Molecular function (GO): olfactory receptor activity; G protein-coupled receptor activity
Source: RefSeq, a predicted model, not a curated record
GUCCUCUUGCUUUGGCACAGAGCUCUAUAUAGGUUGAGGUGUCUCCUACCCAUCUCCCAUGACAUCUCAAAUGUGGAAUGCAGCUCUGGUUUCUAUACUUAUACCCAAUGAAUCAUGAGGCUUUGCUGUUCCUAUAACUCUAACUUUCUUGAUACUUCUUUACUAUAGGUGAAUCAAAUUGUAGAGAAUGACAUUGAUCAAUAAAAGUCACCCAGAAGAGUUUAUUCUACUUGGUUUUGCAGACCGCCCUUGGCUGGAACUUCCUCUCUUUAUUAUUCUUCUGGUAACAUACCCCACAGCCAUGAUUGGAAACGUUGCCAUCAUUCUGGUAUCCACAUUCGACCCCCAUCUCCACAGCCCCAUGUAUUUCUUCCUCACCAACCUCUCCUUUCUGGACAUGUGCUACACCACAAGCAUUGUGCCUCAGAUGCUAACCAACCUUGGAGGCUCCACAAAGACCAUCAGCUAUAUGAGGUGUGUAGUUCAGCUUUAUUUCUUCCACAUAAUGGGGGGUACAGAGUGUGUCCUCCUGGCUCUUAUGUCCUUUGACCGAUAUGUGGCCAUCUGCAAACCACUGCACUACACCCUCAUAAUGAAUCGGCGUAACUGUCUUCUGUUAGUGUCCACUGUGUGGCUGACUGGAAUUUCCUAUGCUGUCUCAGAGGCCACUGUGACACUGCAAUUGCCUCUAUGUGGCCACAAUAAACUGGAUCACUUGGUGUGUGAAAUUCCAGUUCUGAUAAAAACUGCUUGUGGUGAAAAAGAAUCAAAUGAGCUUGCUCUCUCUGUGGUUUGCAUUUUUCUUUUAGCUGUUCCUCUGUGUUUAAUUCUUGCCUCUUAUGCUAGUAUUGGACAUGCUGUUUUUAAAAUCAAAUCAUCAGAGGGAAGGAAAAAGGCAUUUGGGACAUGUUCCUCUCAUCUCAUUGUAGUUCUCCUGUUCUAUGGUCCAGCCAUUAGCAUGUAUCUUCAGCCUCCCUCCUCUAUUACAAAAGACCAACCUAAGUUCAUGGCUCUCUUCUAUGGAGUAGUAACUCCUACACUGAACCCCUUCAUCUACACUCUAAGAAAUAAAGAUGUAAAGGGGGCAUUAGGUAAUCUUUUCAGGAAAAUUUUUAUGUCAAAGUGA